AUGUACGGUACACCAUCCAGAGAUAUACCCCACAGAUUUAGUAAAUCAGAAGACGAAACCGAGUUGGAUUACAGAACGAUCACAUUAAGUGAUUUUACACAGCUAUUAGAAGGAAUAGAAGAAGUAAGUAUUAGUGCUCAAACGCUUGUCGAAGGAGUUAAAAUUUCAUUCGAAAAAACUCCUUUAAAUAUGCUUAGUAAUGUAAUUAAUAAGCAUAUUGAUGUAAUAGAAGAGUUAAGUAAGAAGAUAAAGACCUUUAAAAAGAAGAACCAAUUAAUAUUGGAAGAAUUAAAAGAAGAAGAAGAGAAUAAGAAAGAAAUUAAGAUUAAAGAAGAGACAAAACCUCAGAGGAGGAAGACUGAAUUAUUAUAA
Entamoeba dispar SAW760 is the source of this 372-nucleotide messenger RNA. RefSeq lists its product as uncharacterized. The transcript has a single exon. The coding region runs from base 1 to 372 and encodes 123 amino acids. Lineage: Eukaryota; Evosea; Mastigamoebida; Endamoebidae. The record is from RefSeq and is a predicted model, not a curated record.